Selaginella moellendorffii is the source of this 1189-nucleotide messenger RNA. RefSeq names its product protein RTF2 homolog. Gene Ontology annotation, molecular function: protein binding. Lineage: Eukaryota; Viridiplantae; Streptophyta; Lycopodiopsida; Selaginellales; Selaginellaceae. The transcript has a single exon. Gene Ontology annotation, biological process: mitotic DNA replication termination; site-specific DNA replication termination at RTS1 barrier. The coding region runs from base 10 to 1077 and encodes 355 amino acids. Gene Ontology annotation, cellular component: nucleus. The record is from RefSeq and is a predicted model, not a curated record.
GCAAGGAGAAUGCAGAUCUUCGUGAGGAGCGAAUCAUCGUCCUCGUGUGUGGAGGUGGGGCGCUCGGCCACCGCCGGCGAUGUCAUCCAGGCGCUGCUGCCCCGGGCAUCGUCGCACGACGCUUUCUAUCUCUCUCACGGAGGUAAGCUUCUCGGCCAUGGCCGAUCGCUCCAGGAAUCCGGUGUGGGCCGCUGGAGCACGCUCCAUUUGGGGGUCAGGGUCAGGGGCGGCGGUGGCGAUGGCGGUGCCACGGGCGCCGAGUCGAGGGAUUGCUACCUCAAGAUGUACGCUGAGAAGAAGCCUGAUAAGGUGGAUCCAAACGAGGCUAGGCUAGCGAGAUGGUGCCAGUGUGCUCUCUCCUGCGAUUAUCUCCGGCCGCCCUGCGUCAUGGAUCCUCUCGGGAAUCUCUACAACAAGGAGGCUCUUGUUCACGCGCUCAUCACCAAGUCCCUCCCCAAGAAAUUCCGGCACAUCAGGGGUCUCAAGGAUCUCACGCCGGUUCACCUCUCGGCGAUCCCCGGAGUGGAUCCCGACGACGAACACGUCGAGACCAAGUUCCAGUGCCCGGUUUCGGGGCAGGAGUUCAAUGGCAAGUUUAAGUUCGUGGCGCUCAAGAACUGCGGCCAUGUCUUGAGCGUCCGAGCGCUCAAGGAGGUGCAGUCCUCGUCGUGCUUGGUCUGCUUCGCGGAGUUUAAAGCCGAGGACAAAAUCCCUCUCAAUGGCACCGACGAAGAAGUUGGCCUGCUCCGCGAGAGAAUGGAGGCCGAGAGAGCGGCGGCCAGGCGCGUUACCAGGAAGGAGAAGAGUGGCGAAUCCAAGAGCAACGGUGUAGCAGCGAUCGAAUCGAUCGAAGGUGGCAGUGGCGAAGACGAGACCAACAGUAGCAAGAGGAAGGAUGCUCCUCCUCUCACUCACUCGUCUACGAUGAAAGCGGUGGCAAAGAAAGCCAAGCCUCUUCUUCCAAUCCCGGCCAACGCCACCAAAGAGAUUUACCAGUCCAUCUUCACGUCGUCGGGGAGCCGCAGCAACCUCAAAGAGACUUACUCAUGCCGAGCUCUCCCUCUCGCACGAAACUAAAGCUUGAAUGUAAGUUAUUAGUCAUACACACGCCUUGGCUGCCGUCGAUCCAUGGGUUCGAUCCAACGGCGUAGCUACGAUCAUUUGAAAAAAUAAAACGCUUCCAAGGGUU